AUGGAAGGCUACUGCAUGCUGUAUGCCUACUACUUCGUCGAUGAUCCAUUGCACAACGAUGUGGUCUUUCGGCGCCGAUUCAGAAUGUCUGGGAAGCUCUUUUUGAAGAUCGCCGAGUACCUCUGGGAGUACGACGAUUACUUCAAAUUGAAGAGGGACGCCGUCAGCACACUUGAUUUCACAACAAUUCAAAAAUGCACGGUAUCCUUCCAGUUGCUUGCGGAAAUUGUGGCGGUGUUUGGAGAUAUGUACUUGAGAACACCAACUGCAGAAGACACAGCUGGGAUCCUGGCACAGAAUGCAGAAAAAGGAUUCCCAGGCACUGCUUCUCCGGUGAACUAUGAGAUCAAUGGCCAUGUGUACAACAAGGGAUACUACCUAGCAGAUGACAUCUAUCCAAGAUGGUCGGCCUUUGUGAAGACAAUCUCAAACCCGCCCCCAGGAGGACCAAGAUCUUGGUUUGCGACGCAACAGGAAGCAUGUAGGAAGGAUGUCGAGCGGGCAUUUGGACUGUUGCAGGCUUGA
Molecule: messenger RNA, 525 nt
Organism: Brachypodium distachyon (stiff brome)
Lineage: Eukaryota; Viridiplantae; Streptophyta; Magnoliopsida; Poales; Poaceae
Exons: 3
Coding region: 1-525 (174 amino acids)
Source: RefSeq, a predicted model, not a curated record